CCGUCCGACAGAUCGACCGAUGGGGAAGGAGCAGGAGCUGCUGGAGGCGGCCCGCACCGGCCAGCUCCCGGCCGUGGAGAAGCUGCUGUCGGGGAAGCGGCUGUCCUCCGCCUUCUCCGCAUCCUCCUCCUCCUCUUCCUCUUCCUCCUCCUCCUCCUCCGGCGGCGGCCCCGGCGGGUCCCUCGGCUCCUCCGGACACCCGCUGUCCAGCCUGCUCAGCAUCUGGAGAGGGCCCAGCGUGAACUGUGUGGACAGCACUGGGUAUACACCCCUGCACCAUGCUGCUCUGAAUGGCCACAGGGACGUGGUGGAGGUGCUCCUGCGGAACGACGCCCAGACCAACGUAGCGGACUGUAAAGGCUGCUACCCGCUCCACCUGGCCGCCUGGAAAGGAGACGCCCAGAUAGUGAGGUUGCUCAUCCACCAGGGCCCCUCCCACACCAAAGUGAACGAACAGAAUGCUCUUGAGAUCAAAGAACUCAAAAAGUACGGCCCCUUUGACCCUUAUAUCAAUGCCAAGAACAACGACAACGAGACGGCCCUGCACUGCGCGGCUCAGUAUGGCCACACCGAGGUGGUCAGGGUCCUCCUGGAGGAGCUGACGGACCCCACCAUGCGCAACAACAAGCUGGAGACGCCGCUGGACCUGGCGGCCCUGUACGGGAGGCUGGACGUGGUGAAGCUGCUGCUCAACGCCCACCCCAACCUCCUAAGCUGCAACACUAAGAAACACACCCCCUUGCACCUGGCCGCCCGCAACGGCCACAAGGCCGUGGUCCGAGUCCUUCUGGACGCCGGGAUGGACAGCAACUACCAGACGGAGAAGGGCAGUGCUUUGCAUGAGGCUGCUUUGUUUGGCAAGACUGAUGUGGUGCAAAUCCUGCUGGCCGCAGGGAUUGACGUGACCAUCAAGGACAAUCGGGGGCUGACGGCGCUGGACACCGUGCGGGAGCUGCCCUCCCAGAAAAGCCAGCAGAUCGCAGCGCUCAUCGAAGGGCACACGAUGGGGAAGAACGCUAAGGAAGCUGAAAGGACCGCUCCCACCCAGCCCCUGCUCAUCCCCGUCGUGGAUCUGGCCGUCCGAAAGCCCCAAGCCCCCGCAGGGGACGUGGAGAGGGCGGUGACGGAGCUCAUCAUCGACUUCGACGUCGGGGCCGAGGACGAGUGUCCCUACGAGGCCCUGUACAACGCCGUCUCCUGCCACUCCCUGGACAGCACGGCCAGCGGCAGGUCUUCCGACCGAGAUUCCGGGAAUAAGGAAGCCGAGUUGGCCGGCGGGAAAGCAGCCGGAGCGACGCCAAGAGAACGGCCACCUCCUCCCGCAAAGCCGCCCCCAGACGAAGAGGAGGAGCCUCAUCCGGACAAGAAGCUCGGCCUCAGUUGGUCCUCGGAGGUGUCAGCUCUGAGGACUAAGAGCCAGGGGAACGCAGCUGAGGAACGAGAGGAGCACCCUUACGAGCUGUUGCUCACCGCGGAAACUAAGAAGCUAGCAUCCUUUGAGGGAAAAAUGCAAGAAGACCGCGGGAGGAGCGGCGGCGGCCGGAGCCAGGACUCCGCGGACGGGCAGGUCCCCGAACAGUUCUCCGGGCUUCUCCACGGCUCUUCCCCAGGGUGCGAGGUCAGCGAGGAUCCCUUCCGGCUCCUCUCUCCCGUGGCCCAAGGCGGGGCGGCCGAGCCGCGCGGUGCCGUCAUGCAGGCCCAGGACUCCGGCUUCCCCGCCCCCGGAGCCGUCCGGCCCGGCCCCGCCGACCAAAACGGGAAAGCGGGCGAUGCCGACGGCCCGCCCCCGAGCGCCGUCUCGCCGGACCCCGGAACCACGACGCGGUGGGCUGCCCGGCCCCCGGGACGGGCCGAGGAAGAGGGAGACCGGAGCGGGCCCGGGAGCCAGGCCUCUCUCAACGGCAAGCUCAGAGCGGAGCUCAAACUGAGCCGGAGCUUAUCCAAGUCGGACUCCGACCUCCUGACCUGCUCGCCCACGGAAGAGGAUACCAUGGGGAGCCGGAGUGAGUCCCUGUCGAACUGCAGCGUCGGGAAGAAGAGGCUGGAGAAGUCUCCAUCCUUCGCCUCCGAGUGGGAUGAGAUUGAGAAGAUAAUGAGCUCCAUCGGAGAAGGCAUCGACUUUUCUCAGGAACAGCAGAAGAUCUCAGGUUCGCGGAUGUUGGAGCAGAGCGUGGGAGAGUGGCUGGGCUCCGUCGGGCUGCAGCAGUACGAGAGCAAGCUGCUCCUCAAUGGCUUCGACGACGUCCGCUUCCUGGGCAGUAACGUGAUGGAGGAGCAGGACCUGCGGGAGAUUGGCAUCAGUGACCCCCAACACCGUCGGAAGCUGCUCCAGGCGGCGCGGUCUCUGCCCAAGGUGAAGCCACUGGGCUGCGACGACGGGACCAGCCAGCCGUCCGUCCCCUCCUGGCUCCACUCCCUGGGCCUGCAGGAUUACGUUCAGUCCUUCCUGUCCAGCGGCUACAGCUCCAUCGACACCGUGAAGAACCUCUGGGAGCUGGAGCUCGUCAAUGUCCUGAAGGUCCACCUGCUCGGCCACCGCAAACGGCUCAUCGCCUCGCUCGCCGACAGGCCCUACGAGGAGCCGCCGCAGAAGCCCCCGCGUUUCUCCCAGCUGAGGUGCCAAGACCCGCCGUCGCAGACGUCCUCCCCCCUGAGCCAGAACGACUCCUACACGGGCCGCUCCGCGGACCUGCUGCUGCCCCUCGGGGACUCGGGCAAGCGGCGCCACGACAGCGGCCAGGACGGGGGUGCUCACUCCAGAGCCGACCGCCACAGAGCUCAGGAGGAGCCCCGAGAGGCCAAGCUGACCCUGCGGCCGCCCAGCCUAGCCGCCCCGUACGCCCCGGUGCAGAGUUGGCAGCACCAACCCGAGAAGCUCAUCUUCGAGUCCUGUGGCUACGAGGCCAACUAUCUGGGCUCCAUGCUCAUCAAGGACCUGCGCGGGACCGAGUCGACCCAGGACGCCUGUGCCAAGAUGCGGAAAUCCACGGAGCAGAUGAAGAAGAUCCCCACCAUCAUCCUGUCCAUCACGUACAAAGGGGUGAAGUUCAUCGACGCCUCCAACAAGAACAUCAUUGCGGAGCACGAGAUCCGGAACAUCUCGUGCGCGGCCCAGGACCCGGAGGACCUCUGCACUUUCGCUUACAUCACCAAGGACCUGCAGACCAGCCACCACUACUGCCACGUCUUCAGCACGGUGGACGUGAAUCUGACCUACGAGAUCAUCUUGACGCUGGGACAGGCAUUCGAGGUGGCCUAUCAGCUGGCCCUCCAAGCCCAGAAGUCCAAAUCCACAGGCGUCCCGGCGGCGGAGACGAUCGAAACCAAAUCUUCCAAACCGGUGCCUAAGCCUCGUGUCGGCGCGAGGAAAUCCGCAGCGCCGCCGCCGCCACCCGACAGUCACCGCUGUUACUGUCCCCCCUGCUCUAGCCAUCGUCCUUCUUACCUACCGCUGUCAUCGGGUAGUCCUGGAGCCAAGCUGGAGCCCUCCGAAAUGGACCAAGACCCCCAAGUCCACGCUAGCGUCUCCUGGGUGGUGGAGCCCAAACCGGAUUCCAAGCGGAGCCUCAGCACUAACUGAGCCACCGAGAGCCAUAUUUUGCCGCAGAAAAAUAGCGCGGGGCCCAGCUCGCCUCCACCGCCGCCACCUCGACUGCCUCUCCGAGACCCGGGCCCGGCCUCCACCUGCGGGAUUUCCUCCACGCCGCCGUCCGGGGCCCAUCCCCCGUCCUGGUCGGGCCUCCCGAGACCGUGCCAUCCGCCGGAGAGCCGCCGCCGCUCAGGGUCUCUACCGGGGGCGGCCGGGACUCCGAGGGCCAAGAAGCAAUUCCCACUUUUCUAGCUUGUCAAGACAAACUUUUUUUUUAAGAAAGAAAAAAAAAAAAUGAAUGGAAAAAAAACCAAAAACCUUCUUCCCUUAGCCAGAGUCCUUGGGGCUGGCUCCAGGGCGGGGUCGCAGGCAGGGGCUGUCCGCAAGUUAGUCCAAGACGGUCUGGCCACCGCUUUCCGCGGGCCGGGAACGUGGGCCUGGGACUCGGUGAGGGAGGUGUGGCAGCCGUCCCAAGCUGAGGGCUCGUGGGAGACGGGGAACAGCCGCGAGGCAUUUGGGUUUGGAUCGUGUUUUGAAACCCAGCCGGCUGCAUGUUGUAGUUCCCUCUCGGCACCAUCUGUCCCAGAUGAAAUGAGGGGAAGAUAUUGGAAGAAAACCAGCUUCUUUAACGAAACCCUAACUCUUGGGGUUGCCGGGAGGCGGGGGGCAGAAGCGACAGCUCCGGGCCCAUUUCUGCUGGGAUUUUUGAGCCAUUUUGCUGGCCGGAUGAGAGUGCCCACAGGUGGAAAGGGGCUCCUGGCCGUUUACAGUCGGAUCGCCGCCCCGGUCUCUCACUUUAUUUCCCCCGUCUUCCCCAGCUAGCUCCCGGGAGCCCAGAACGAAAAGGAAAGGCUUUGGCCAUGAAGCGACGAUGACAUCGAGUUGCCACUUGACCCUAAUCUCGUUCGUACUGCCUUGACGGGGCUGUGCAAUCAGUGUCCGUUUUCACUAAACCGAGUAUUGCCCUGCGGGGUCAGCGAGACGACUGUUAGGCCCUGGGCCAGGAUCCCAGUGCCCCACUCGGUGUACGGAGGUCCCGUCGCCCAGCGAGGGCUGCCCUGGCCGGAGCCCCCGUGCUUCUUAGAGCUGCCCGUUUGGUUUCUGUUUCUCCUUUUGAUUCCAGCUGCUGGAAUCUCAGAGACGUUUAUCCCGGUGGGGCCGAUAGGAACGAGCCCCAGUCCCGCGCUCUCGGCCCGCUCCCUUCUGGGAGCGGAAAGGAGCGUUGCCGGAGCCGUCCGGACCGGUUUCCGUGUAAAUGCCCCCGGCUGCGGCCGCGCCUCUGUCCCUAGUCAGACGUGUAAAUUGAAACUCCGUGUCUGGGGGGGAAGAAGAGUUCUCCAUGGAAGGCCCCAGCCUCGCAGCGGGUUGGGGAUCUGUGGGUCGGGUCUUCACGCCUUUGGCUUUGAGCGCUGGGUUUUGUCUCAGCGUCGUGGCAGUUCCCCGGCCCUCUGAGUGGGUCGGCUGAGGGACACCAGUGGUCCUAGACCCUGGUAGGAGGAGGUCAGCCGUAGCUUCUUGGUACUAGGGAAGGAGCCCGGGGUCCUGCUCAGCGGGACUCCCACCCUGUUUCUGCCGGCCCUCCUUUCCUCCAAAAUUGUACAAAAAGAGAGCAGUUCCGGUCCUUGAUUUAAGGAGGCACGGUGCAGUGAGACUGUGGAAUUGGACCACUUCUGCUUUAAAGUUGACCCCCUUCCCCUCCCUGCCAAGAGCCUGGUUGCUUCAUUUUUCAGGAUUCCUCCUCCCCGAGAAUCUGCUGGUAGGUAGUAGAUCUAGAAGGAAAAUCUCUAGGUAGACACUAAGAUGAAUUCCUCAUUUUUUUUUUUUAAAUAUUCACUUUUAGUGUUUUUCUUAAAGCUAGCUAUUUAUCCUCUAUUUAUUCAGCGCGUAUUCAAUUUGCGAAGCCUUAGCCGAGCAGCUCUGGCUUUGAUUUCCUCUUGGGGAUUGCUCUCCCGGGGCAAAUCCAAGAAAGAAAAACUGGAUUUUUUUUAUUAUUAUUUUUUUUUUCAGUCAGGUACGCUCCCUUCGGCUUCAGGUGGGAAAACCGCCCCCUCUUGCGCUGCCCUCGGUGCUGGCAGGGAGAAUUCAGCUGCGUGCGAUCGGAACUGUGAACGAGCCCAUUUGGGCAGCUCUCUUGAAACGGGUUCAGUCAGGAUGAUGCGAUAAUCUGCCACCUUCCCCAGGAUGUCUGCUCCGGGUGUCAGUCAGUCGGCGGUAUUUAUUGGGCGCUUGCUGCGUGCAGAGCACUGUACUGAGCGCUGGGAGAGGACAACGCAGUCGAGUCGGUGGACAGGGCACUAGGAUUUUACGGCCUCGGAGGGGAGCUUUCUGCUUGCAGCUGGUCCAUGCAAUAAGGAUUUUCCUCCCUACCAGGCUGGGCAUUUCCAAUUUCCCCAAACCCUCCCUAGGCCCUGCAGGCUACAGAGAUUGCGAACGGUCCUUGAGACGACUGGGGUGAAAAGGGACGAGCGGCCCAGUCACCUGCGAAACGGCAAAAAGCCGCUCUGAGCGCGGCCCGUCCCUAAGGCCCGGCUCGGGCCUGCCCAGGCAGGCAGUUUAACUGUCAGUUUCAGUUCUCAGCGAGGUUGUAUUGGCUACUUGUGGUGUACGGCAGUUGGACUGAUUUGUAAUAAAAAAUGUUAUUUAAUCUUUGUCCCUGUAUUUUGAUACUUGAAUGAUUUUUUUCCUUUUUAUUUUCCUGUACAUAGAAUCGUUAACCUGUUCAAAUACGUCUGAAGUCUAAACAUCUUGUGGUACCAAACGUAACCGAUAGACUGACCUCACUACACAGAGAUUGUAAAUACUCCUGGGCUUCCAGCAUUGGUUUUGUUAUUUUCAUAACUGUGCGACUUAGACCGAAUGAUUAAAUGAGAGAUGACAGAU
Molecule: messenger RNA, 6469 nt
Organism: Tachyglossus aculeatus (Australian echidna)
Lineage: Eukaryota; Metazoa; Chordata; Mammalia; Monotremata; Tachyglossidae
Gene: ANKS1A
Product: ankyrin repeat and sterile alpha motif domain containing 1A
Exons: 26
Coding region: 20-3580 (1186 amino acids)
Cellular component (GO): cytosol
Molecular function (GO): protein binding
Source: RefSeq, a predicted model, not a curated record